Molecule: messenger RNA, 3246 nt
Organism: Cryptosporidium ubiquitum
Lineage: Eukaryota; Apicomplexa; Conoidasida; Eucoccidiorida; Cryptosporidiidae
Exons: 1
Coding region: 1-3246 (1081 amino acids)
Source: RefSeq, a predicted model, not a curated record
AUGAAGUUUAUAUUCACUAUUAGUACUGCAUUGGCAUUUUUGGGGGCAUGCCUUGCAGAAAAUUUUGAUCAAUUCUAUACCCCAACCCAAAUCAUUCCAGGGCUUCAUCCUCCACAACCUUCACCGACUUUAACUGGAGCAAUCACUAAUAUGUAUAUGUCAGGUCCUUGGAUGAGUCCAUUAGAACAUAAAAGAUGGGUAGAAAGUUUGAGAGAUUACAAACUACCAAUUGGUUAUAUUCCAAUGGCGAGAAGAUACCAAAGGGUUAAGGAAAGUGCCAUCGUUGAGAGAGCUAGACAAUGGGCUGAAAUUGCUGCUUGGAGGUUCCAAUCUGAUCCAAAGUACUCUAACAGUCCUUUCAAAUAUACUGUUAAGGAUUUUGAGGGUAUGUUUCAAAAGUUCUCUGCUUUUGGAUGGAGCCAAGAAGCUUGUGAGCAGGUUCUUACAGAUAUGGGAAUUCAUUCUGAAAGCACUGAGGUUUGGUGUUCAAAUAUAGAACCAUGGGGUCAUGAUGAGUGUGCUGAUUUAACAUGGCCAGAUUUCGUUCUUGUUGACGAUAUUGAAAACAAAUUCAGAGGCAAACUCGAGCAGCAAUCAAUCUGUAGAUUGGUUCAGCUUGUAAGACCAUCACAGCUUCCCAACGUUAAGUACAGAACUGUCUAUGAUAUCUGUCAACAGAACAUCUUGGCUUUAAGGGAUCCUCUAACUGUUGAAACCGUUACUCAAGAGGAUGCUGAGGUCAUCUGUAGAAUGAUGGAUUUCACUAUGACUCCAGAAUGUAGGAGAGUUCCUCCAAGACAUAUUCAAAAGGCUCAGGAAUUGUCUGUUGCUUUUGGUGAAGCUGUUUAUCCUAGAUUACUUGAUUUCAGAGUUAGUGAUGCCUGUAAAGUUGUCUCUGCCAUGAAGGAUGAAGAUACCCAGACUCUUGAGUUUUGCAGAAAUGAAAUGAUCACUCUAUUAUGGAACAGAGCUGCUAAUAUGGGAGAAACUGUAUGUCCAUGGGGAUGGGAUAUUAUCUCCCAAUUUGUUGAAGCUUGUCAAGAGGUAUACAAGAAACAUUCUAAGAGACCUAAGGAAUUAGAGGAAAAGGCUGUUAUCUUGACUGGUGGUUUCUUCAAUCCCACACAAACUUAUACUACCAGAUGGUGGAAAACUUCUCCAAUUGGUCAAAAGUUGGCUGCACUUCUUAUUAAUGAACCAGCUUUGAGCCAGUCCUUACAAGAAGGUAUUUUCUCCCCAACUCAGCUUAUGUGGGCAUAUAAUAUCUAUGAUGAGUACAAAGCAAUGGGAUUCAAUGUCUACUCCCUUGUAGAAAUUGUUAAUAUGGUUAGAGAGUUUAACAUUAAUGAACCCCAGACCACUUGUGAGUCUAUAUUUAACUCUUAUCUGGGUAAAUUUGAAAAUAAUGAUGAAAAUGCUCCUAGAGAACAGUUUACAAGAGCUGAGGUUAGAAAAAUGUGUGCUGCCAUAGAAAAGCAAUCUGUAGAGAUUUGUAGAAGAUUCUUAGUUUCUCCAUUGAUUGGUGUUGCCAGAGAUGUAAGAUCCUACUUCCUAAAAGAAUUAAGAGGUAAUACUUUAAUGCAACUUGAAGAUGUAUGUUUAUUGGUAGCAGCUAUGAAUAUCCCAAAAAUCAGUCCAACUAAAGGAUCUGUUCAGAGAAGAUGUUCUCAUGCUAUGAAUAGAUUUGUUUUGAAAAAUGCUAAUUUAACUUUUGCUCAAAGAUAUGGUUUGACAGCAACACAACAGGAUGAGAUUUGUAACAGAAUGGACUUCUGGGGAUCUGAGUCAUGUGAUAAGCUUCCAAUGAUUAGAAGAACAAUUGUUCAUCCAUUUACUAGAAAGCUAUAUGAUCUUUCAAAAAGGUAUGGAAUUCUUGAGUAUAGAUUUGAUGAGAUUUGCAAAGCUUUUGAUCUUAUGGGUGAUAAUCCACCCAGAGAGAAAUGUGAGUUUGUUAUGGUCUCAGAAUUCUUUUCAAGAUGGAUGGACACAAGUAACUCUCUAUUCCAAUUAUCCCAUCAUGUUUGCUCUUCAUUCUUUGAAAGAAGAACUUCUGGAAAGGAACUUAAUGAGAUCAAGAAAGCUCUUAAUAGUAUUAAAGACUUUAUGGACGAAAAAGGUGAAUAUCAGAUUCCUUCUACAGAAAAGACUUAUCAACAGUUUAUGGAUGAAAAGAUUAGAUCAGCCAAACCUAAGACUAGAAAAUAUGAUGUUAUGCCAAGUUUAACAGAAGGUAGUCAAGUUGAGUCAUUACCUGGAGUUCUUAAAACUUUGGAAUCUUUGGAAACUUCUCAUUCUCCUGGAAUUGAAGAUAUAAGAGGAAAAUACUACUCUUCACUAAAUAAAGUACAGUUAGAAAUGUUAAAUCGUAUUGUCUCUCAUAAACCAAUGAAAGAUGAAAAGAAAACAACUGUUGAGGCAUUUGCCAAAGUUAUCUACAAACUCAAUCAAUUCACUGUUAUGGAAAGUUGUGUUGGCCAAUUAGUGGAUGAUCUCAACUACUCAGUUGAAUCUGCCAAGUCUAUUUGUGCUUUAAUAGAUCCAUUACAAAGUGAGAGCUGUCUCUCUGCUCAGAGAAUUGACUUUAUUACAGCUAAGCAAAUGCAUCAAAAACUUGCAACUAAGACAGGGUUCUCCCAAUUCAUUAACUUGGCUCACAUUUGUGAUGUUGUUAAUUAUGUAAACAUUCUCAAGUAUGCCAACAAAGUUAAGCAAGGAAGGAUGAGAAUUGCUACUCCAUCUUGUAGAAAUGCAGUUAAGACAUUACUUUUCCCCAAGUACUUAGUAGCUCAAAGUAAUCAAAUGUUAAAUCAGAUUUGUUCUAUUUUAGAUAUUACAUCAGAUCCAAACUUUAAUGGUGGAAUUCUUAAGACCAAUUUGGAGAGAUACUAUGCAUUUAAGUUGGCUGAUGCAUAUGGUCACAAACUUGAUCUUUUACCAAAGAAGAGAACUCAUCCUAUUACUUGGCAAUUAAUUAUGUCAGCCAUCAGGAGAAUUAAACCAACAGCACAAUCCAAAGUAACCAGAUCCCAAUGUACUAGUGCUAUGCAAGCAGCUUUUGGUAAAUUCAAACAGUUCAGUCCAGUAGAAUCCACAGAAGCAUGUUGUCUUGCCCUUGGAUGUUCAGACUUUGUUGUUAAUGGAGAUUUCCUUUCUCCACCAGCCUCAAAUGAAGCUUCUCCUCAAGAAAUGUCUAUCUUGGCAUCUUCAAAACGUGCUCUUGAGUCUCCUCAGGAAGUUUCUCAGUAA